AUGUUAAUUGAGCAUAACAGCAACCGCGACAGCUGGAAAGUUGACCGGGAUAUGAUGCAUCUGCCAAUGCAUGCUACCUUGCCUGACGGCAGACACAUCACCAUUGAUACCAUCACCGACGGUCAGAUCUCUGACAUGUACAGCCUCAUUGUCGCUGCGGCAGUCAACGGACACGGAUUCGGUGUCGACGAAUACCCAACAGAAAAAGACUUCCGGAAAGAAGUUGAUGGUUAUCCGAGCUUUGUUUUAUGUGGUAAAGAGUGCGGGAAAAUGAUAGGUGCAUUCUCGUUGAUUGACAGUAAAUUCUACAGAGGCACAGAAAAUAAACUUGUUGACCCAAUUAUUAUUGUUAAAAAGUCAGAGCGAGGUAAAGGAAUUGGAGACUUUAUUUUUAGACAAGUGGUCCUGUUUUCAAAACGGUUGGGCUUUACAGGUAUUUACACAGACACAUUCAGCAAUAAUCAUGCAAUGAUGAAGAUUAUUGAGCGAUGUCCUGGGUUUCAGCGAGUUGGUCAUUUCCCACUUGGAGGCAAGAUGCCAGAUGGGACAUUGGUGGGUGCAAAUCUUUAUUUCAAAGACUUGAGAAACAUAAGUGAGGACAAUACUUUGGGUUGA
This is a messenger RNA of Candidula unifasciata, 615 nucleotides long. The record is from the annotation of a GenBank genome assembly. NCBI's taxonomy places the organism in Eukaryota, Metazoa, Mollusca, Gastropoda, Stylommatophora, Geomitridae.